This is a messenger RNA of Phycomyces blakesleeanus NRRL 1555(-), 786 nucleotides long. RefSeq lists its product as hypothetical. Bases 1 to 786 code for a protein of 261 amino acids. The transcript is spliced from 2 exons. NCBI's taxonomy places the organism in Eukaryota, Fungi, Mucoromycota, Mucoromycetes, Mucorales, Phycomycetaceae. The record is from RefSeq and is a predicted model, not a curated record.
AUGUUCAGAAAUUGGAUCAGUUUUGUUGAUGCCUGCUGCCAAUUAGUAAAGCCAAGCAUCACGUUCUCUGACAUUGACGAUGGCCAUAAAUUUCUUCAAGAAUUCUGUACUGAGUGCCAGCAUAUUUACACUCCAACUAUUCUCACCUGUAACAUGCAUUUACGUCUCCAUCUUUGCAAGACUAUCUGUGAUUUUGGAUCAGUAUAUGGCUAUUGGCUCUUUGGGUUUAAGCAAUAUAACAGUUUGUUAAAGAACGUAAGCAUGAACAGAAAAGAUUCUUUUGAGGCUACGUAUAUGCAGAGUUUUGUCCAAAAUACUUUCAAGGGUGACUAUGUCAAUGCUGUUCUCCAAUGUCCAAGCCAAGUCCCCUUUCUUCUGCUUCUUGCCAAGCUUAGUGCCACUGCUCAACCAUCCAGUUUAAAAAACAAGAUAACUUUCCCACAACGCCCAUUCAGAUUAGCAGCCUUUGUCCAAGCAUACUCAAACCCUUCUCUUCCAGUCCUGGGCAAUGAACCUCUCACUGGAAAAAUAACAAUAAAUACACACCGGGAAAUUCAGGCAUACUAUUGUGAAUAUUCCGCAUUUUACAGUGGGGUUUUGCCUAUUUCCACUGGUACCAAAGCUGAUCUGGUUACAUAUGCACAGACCUGCUAUCUACAAGUAGUACCAAGAAAACUUUAUUUCAAACUUUGUUUUUUUGCUGUAAUACAAUCUGUUUCCAUGUUAAAGGUUAAUAAUCAGGGACUACGUCGCAUGUGUAUUGUUGAACUAUCCCUGGGUGAAUAG